ACCACAAAGAAGAAGAAGCAUCACUGCACAUGCGCACUUUGGGCGCACUGUUGACAACUGACCGAGUCACGAAGGUGAGAAACGUCAGUGGGAAAGUUCACUUUAAGUUUAAUACCACAUUUCAGAACAGGUGUUCUCCUGCCACAGCCUCAGAUGCUGCCUGCUGUCCUCCGCUGUGCUCGGCCUAUCUCUACCAUCCCUGCUUUAAGCCGGCCUCUGGCCCACUUCAGACCACACAUGGACCCAGACCCAAGCCGGCCCGUUGAGAGGGCUAUCAGAACCAAACUGACCGACAUGCUCCAGCCGGACCACUUAGAGGUACACAAUGAAAGCCACAUGCACGCUGUGCCCCCCGGCUCUGAAUCCCAUUUCCGUGUCUUGGUCGUCAGCCCCCUGUUUGAGGGUCUGACGUUAAUAAAGCGUCACCGUCUGGUAAAUGAAGCUCUGAAGGAGGAGUUAAGUAGCUGUGUUCAUGCACUCGCCAUCCAGGCAAAGACACCUGAGCAGUGGGGGAGUAACCCCAACCUGGCAAAGAGCCCACCCUGCUUGGGAGGCUCACGGGGGGAUCACACAGUGGAGGAGAAGCUGAAAGGCGGGAGGGAGUAGGUUGGCCUGUGGAGUACUGUUGCUGUUAAACUGAACUGUAAAGACUGCCGGUGAACACUGUUCAAGGAAACAAAACAACAAAAGAACAGACCGGAUCAUUUCAGAUUCAACAGGAAACAUCUGUUUUCUGUUGAAUUUAAGAAAUCUGCAAUACCCCUAUUUUGAUUCUUUUUAAUUUAUGCUUCCUUGGCUCAAUAGUAGGGAGAAUUCUGUUGCAGAUUGCAAUGCAGAAAUGAGGAUUUGUCAUCAUUCUAUCAUAAUAAAACAUGAAAACAAACAUUGAA
This is a messenger RNA of Notolabrus celidotus (New Zealand spotty), 890 nucleotides long. RefSeq names its product bolA family member 1 (gene bola1). The record is from RefSeq and is a predicted model, not a curated record. Gene Ontology annotation, cellular component: mitochondrion. The transcript has 2 exons. The coding region runs from base 154 to 606 and encodes 150 amino acids. Lineage: Eukaryota; Metazoa; Chordata; Actinopteri; Labriformes; Labridae.